GUAGUGCUUUAGGCAACAACCAGAGCUCAGGAGAGAGAAGGGAGAGCAUACCUGUGAUUAUUCCUUCUAAAGCCUGUCAUAUCAGCGUUGAAGUGUUGAAUUAAGCCUUAACUUUUCGCCAAUAUUGGGCCAACGUCUGAAAAAAAACCGUUUACAUUAAUGGCUAAUUACUAAGACGUUUACAGCAAAGCUAGCGUUACUUCUGUAUGGGGUUUUGUUUCCCCCUGUUAGUUACUCGAAAUUAACCGGUAGGCUCCUUAUUCUUCGAAAAGUCUCACAUCCUCCGCCGGGUGGUCUCGUAUGAACCGUGUCGAGGCAGGGACGAGGGGUCGGGGGCUCCGCCAGCAGAGCCGGGCUUCAGGAUGAGGAUGCCCAGAGGAGGACGCCUGUUCCUGGCGACGUGCCUCGGCUCGCUCUUCGUUCUGGUGCUGUACUUUCAGAGCAUCACCAAGCCAGAACCUGGAGUAAAGACGGGCAGCAGACCAGGGAAGAGCAGGAGAAGUCCACUGCAGGCUCUCUACAAUGGAGACGAGCAGCUGGACCUGCUAGCCGCUCAGAGGUCCCUGCAGGGCCGCAGGGAGCUGCUGGAGCAGGCGUGUCUGAGCCACACCAAGAAGCGACAAGUGCUUGCACCAGAAGAUCUCAAACAUCUCAUCGUCGAUGAUAAGCAUAGCCUUAUUUACUGCUAUGUACCAAAGGUGGCGUGCACCAACUGGAAGCGUGUCCUCAUGGUCCUCACCAGUGACGGCCGCUACACAGACCCCCUAUCCAUCCCUGCCAACGAGGCUCACGUGGCAGGUAACCUCCGCACUCUCUCUGAGUUCUCAGUCCCAGAGAUUAACAAACGCCUUCGCAGCUACCUCAAGUUCAUCUUUGUGCGGGAACCCUUUGAGCGCCUGGUGUCCGCCUACAGGAACAAAUUUACCCGUAGCUACAACACUGCCUUCCACAAGCGCUAUGGGACCAAGAUCAUCCGCCGACACAGGGCCGAUCCGGAGCCCGAAGCACUGGAGAAAGGGAAUGAUGUUUCUUUCCGAGAGUUUGUGCAGUACCUCGUGGAUCCCCGAACACAACGAGAGGAACCUUUUAAUGAGCACUGGGAGCGGGUGCACUCCCUCUGCCACCCGUGUCUGAUCCACUACGAUGUGGUGGGGAAGUACGAGACUCUGGAGCAAGACUCUCAGGCUGUGCUCAGGUUGGCUGGAGUUGAGGGGAUGCUUCAGUUUCCAACAUCUGGUAAGAGCACAAGGACUGAUGGAAACAUGGCAGCACGCUUCUUUAAGCACAUCAGUCCUUUCUACCAGAAGAAACUGUUUAAUGUUUAUAAAAUGGACUUCCUGCUCUUUAACUACUCCACACCAGAGUACCUCAGGACUCGAUGAGGAGCAGAGAAAAGACUGGACGGAGUAGUUGUGAUAUUUUCCUUUCACAACCUCUUCAGACCGGUGAUUAUUUUGCACUUUUUGGUUGCCAUGGACUCAUGUACAUCAUUGAUCCCUGCCUUAAACAGCCCACCACCAGCCUCUGUCACUGAUUCUCCAACUAAACUGACUGUUGAGAAUGACUUGGUUAUGGUGAAUGGAACUUUCUGAAGAAAACCAGAUAUUACUCUGGAAAGAAAAGACAGUUUGGGCUGUUUUCAACCAAGGGGCCUGUCGUAUUUGUCAGUUUUCCAGACGGAAAAUGGUUUUGACGUUUGACAGAGCAGAUUGCUGCAGGUUGUCCCUGAAAUGUGUCUUUCUUUUUAAUUUUAGGUUCAGUAAGAGCAAUGCUUUUGUUCACCUAGGAAUUUUAAAUGACAAAUUACUGUGUCCAGUGGGCUAUAUUCCUACAGCAGCCAUGCUCCUGGUAUGUCAUGUGCAGGGUGGGAAACUCAAAUGUCAACAUCUUCUACUUUUAUAUUUCAGGUCCUUCAGCAUGUAAGUGUUGAGAUCUGACAAUUGAGUGAGGUUUAUUGCUUCCUGAUUGAAAAGCAACCACAAAGAUAAUGUAGAGUGAAAAUCCAAAGAGAGAUCAGCUGCUAGCCUGGUUGUUAUGUCUGGGUGCCCGAUGUAUGAGGCUGUUUCUGUGGAGUGGAUGGCCCAGGUUUGGAUCCAGCCUGUGGCUCCUUACCUGCGUGUCAUUCUCUCUCUCUCCCUCAGUUUCUGGCUUGAUCCACUGUCCAUGGAUCUAAAUAAAUAAAUAAAGGAAUGAAAUCUCCAAAUUGUAGAAAAAAAUAUCCUCAAAAACAUGUUUGAUUAGACCCAACAGAUGCGGUCAAAGUUACCUGCCUUGUCCUAGUUAACGUUAAUGUUUGGCUAUCAUGGACAGAAAAGAUAAAACAUGCAUUUAUCAACAACAUUGAUGUGCAUUUUGAAGGUAAUUGUUUAACUCUGAGGUAGAACUCAUUGGAUUUAUUUGCACUUACAAUUUAAUGUUAAUUUUGCAGGUCUGUAUUCAAGCUCCACCUCCCUGUUUUACUGUAGUACCUUUCUUUAAACUCUAACUUUGGCCAAGCUAAUGCCGUGUUAAAAUAAACUUUUUCAAAAAAAUGUCUUCUCAAAUGGUCAGCUUAUAAAACAGUCAUUAAACUUAGGUUAACUUAGGUUAAUGUUCUAGUUAGCUGGUAAUAUCAGUGGAGCUUGACAAUAGAGUAACAAUUUGUUGAAAGAGCAAAUACAUACAGAACGUUUCAUUUGAGGCUGAAAUAAAUAUGUAAUUCCUUUUUUUAUUUUACUCUGUGACAGCCUGAAUAGCCUUAAAUGGAGAAACAGAAGGCCCGUGAUGUGGCCCUCAGUGCCACUGCAGACAGAACCUGCUUUGAAUAACAGCACAUAUAGAGUCGAUUGAAAAGAGCAAAGACUUUUUAUGAAUAUGUGAAUAGAUUUUUGCUACAAAAUUAUUUAUUUUUACAUUUGGGAGAUGGGAGAAAAAGUUUGUGCCAAGAAGUCUUUGUCAUUAUUGUUUAGUGUAGGUCACAUGUAGAAAUUUUUUAUUUUAUAAUUUCUUUUUAGCCAUUCCUUUUGUCUUUAUAGGCCAAUAUUUUUAAGAUUCAAUAUUAACAUAAUUUGUAAAGCCCAGGUUGUUCUGAAAAAAGUAUGUUUAGAGCUUGACUGUGUGCCACAGGGUUGAUUUUUUUUUUUUUUUUACAAGCUUUUUAAGACAAUAAGUCCAGGAGAGAGAAAACAGUUUAAAGGUUAGUGCUCAGAGGGUUAAUCAUACACAUCUGUCCUGUCAAUCUGAUGAUUGUAAAAGCAUAAAUGUGGAUGAUGACAUGAUUGAAGCUAAGAUUAGCUUUGAUCUUGUGGGUGUAAUCAAACAAAAAACAUGUUUAAAGUCAUGUUAUAAGCACCAAACAUGCAGCCUUAGUCUGAUUUAAAUAGGAAUCUUUAAAAAAAUAUAUUAAUGAUUUUUCCUUAAUUGAUAUGAUUAUCAGAUGAAACUGUUCCUUGAACAUUCAAGUGACUGAUGCUCAAGUUACCUUCAGUCUGAUGGGUCUAAUCAAACAUGGUUUCCUACAUAAAAUAUGGUCUGAUCUCUUUCAGGAUUUUCAGUAUCUUGUGUGUUUGUCGCCACUUUCAAUCAGAAAGAACUAAAAUAAAAGCAAUGGCCCAAACGUUGAAGUUUAAAUGACAACCUGAAAUAUAACAUUUUUACAUAGUGAAAACAUUCGAGUUUCCAACCCUGAGCCUUAAAUAACAGGAACAUGGCCACCGUGGAAAUAUGGUUUCAUAAGCAACAUGUUUUUUUUUUUUUUUUUACCUUUCUUGUCAGAUCCACGUGGCUGUAAACUUUGUGUAAUACGCCCUGCCAGCUUCCCUGCUGUGCCCAUUACAGUAAAGUUAUCCCUUGCUUUGCUGUUUCAGAGAACUAAUGAGCCAUAAAUGAAAGGCACACUUCAGAGGAGCAGGUCCUCCUCUUGCCUUCGUAUGCAGGUGAAUGUGCUGACACAGCAGACUCAUUUAGAGCACCUAGAGUACAACGACUCUGGAUUGAAUCUAUUUAUGUAUGUCAGUGCGAGUAUUUAUUGUUAUGGAAGUGUGUGAUUGUAAACCAAGGGGCUUAUGAUUUGUGAGAAUAUUUUUUUUUAUGGAAGUAAAGGGGUGAAUUUCCUCUGACACAUCAGAAGUGACUUUCUGUCUUGGCUUUGGCACACACACCCAAAAAGAAACGUCAAAAAUGAUCCCAUCCUUCUCUUCUUUCCUUCCAGAGGUUUGAUCCUGUCCUUUCUAACUACGACAGCAGUCUGCAGUCACUUCUUAAUUCCAGUAAAGCUUGUUGCCAUCCAUCUUCUAUCGCUGUCUGUAUUUAGCUGUGGGCAGGUAGGCUGAACAAACAACCACAUAGCUGUGGUCAGGGCUGGGUCCUGCCUAGUUACCCCGGCUCAGAGCUCCCCUUGUUGGAAUGAAUGAAGGGUACAUGAUCCACCUACACUCAUCUCCACUGCAGGGGCUUGUUCAGCAAAUUUUGUCCAAGUUUAUGGUAAAUAAUGCAGAGGUUAGCUUAGGAAAAUACUUAUUAAUGGUACAAACUGCCAAAAUAUCUGUUUUAACAAACAUCUUCACACAGCCGAGGGUGAUUAAAGGGGAGCUCCGUCAAUUUAGAUCACAUCAAAGAUUUUAACAGUGCUUCAAUCACAGAGACGGCCUGUAAAGUGAACAUGAAAACAUAAUGGUUUAUGUUUUUAAAUCAUUGCAUUAAUAUGUGAGUUACCAAGCUGUAACAAUAAAUAAAACCUUAGUACGAGCUCUAUUUUGGACAUCAGUCAUUCUAAACUUGAACUUAUGUGCUCUAAGAUAUACGUUAUUUCAGACAAAACUAGUUUCUGCCAAAUCAAAUGUAAAAUUGUAUUAAUUUUGGAGCUUAUCAAACACUAAAUUAAGUUUUUUGAAAAUGUCCCUGUUCAAUGCAUGUAAAUGUUUCUACAUUCAACACCAUUCCCAUGCUGAAAUCAUGCUGAGGAUGACACACUCUUGCCAUUAGCUGUUGUUCUAUUAUACUUAGGGAUGGGGAUUGAUACCCGGGUCCACAAGGUCCCGGUUCUGUGUUUUUGAAAUAUCUGAAAAUCAUUAACAUUUCAGCUUAUCGAUACUGCUAUCAAGUCUCACAGGCUCUCUGACGUAACGUCAUUUUAAGAUAUAACUUGUAAAAACAUACAUCAGUUCUUUGAAGGGGAACAUAAACUAAAAGCAGAUCAAUAUUGUGCAUCACCAGGAUGUACCUUCAACUGUCAGCUUGAGGAAAAAAGAUGCCUGCAAAAACGCAUGCAAUCAUAUUCUCCUGCACUGGGAGUAACAUGCUCUCAUAUCCCUCUCUUAAGCUGCUUCUUCUUCAGCUGCUCAGAUAAAUGCUGAAAAGUGCUCCAAAACUUUAAGACAGUCCUGUUAGUUAAAAGUAUUAAUCCAGUGUAGAAAUUUGCAAUGGAAUUGUCAGAAUUAAAGUCAAUUAACGAACUUAAGCUGAAAGAUGGAAAAUAUGAUGUGUUCAGGUAACCUCAGUAAAUUAGAUGACUGUAUGCUAUAUGUUAUGAUAUGUUCAAAUGUCACAUAAAAAUGGGAAAAUUUAGUUUUUAACGAGAAACCU
This is a messenger RNA of Cheilinus undulatus (humphead wrasse), 5562 nucleotides long. Its product is annotated as carbohydrate sulfotransferase 11-like. The record is from RefSeq and is a predicted model, not a curated record. Gene Ontology annotation, cellular component: membrane. Lineage: Eukaryota; Metazoa; Chordata; Actinopteri; Labriformes; Labridae. The coding region runs from base 363 to 1382 and encodes 339 amino acids. Gene Ontology annotation, molecular function: sulfotransferase activity. The transcript is spliced from 4 exons. Gene Ontology annotation, biological process: carbohydrate biosynthetic process; proteoglycan biosynthetic process.